Colletotrichum lupini is the source of this 498-nucleotide messenger RNA. Its product is annotated as tannase and feruloyl esterase. The transcript has a single exon. The record is from RefSeq and is a predicted model, not a curated record. Lineage: Eukaryota; Fungi; Ascomycota; Sordariomycetes; Glomerellales; Glomerellaceae. The coding region runs from base 1 to 498 and encodes 165 amino acids.
AUGGUGGUGAACGACACAGACUGGGACUGGCGAAGUUUCGACUUCAACACCGUGAAGCUGAUUGAUACCAUUGACCCCGGCAACUCGACUGCCGAUAAAUACAAUCUAUCUGCUUUCAAGAACCGCGGUGGCAAGCUGAUCCAUCUUCAUGGCCUUGCAGAUGACACAAUCAGCAGCGGGGCAAGCAUAUACUUUUACGAGGAAGUUUACAAAGCUAUGCAGAUCAGUCUUGACGAUUUUUACCGUAUGUUUCUGGUUCCGGGUCUUUUUCAUUGUACUGGUAGCACCGCCGCGCCCUGGUACACCGGUAUUUCGACGAUUGGCGGAGCUACCCAUGGCGUGCCGGGCAGCGACGAUGCCGACCAUAACGGAAUUUAUGCCAUCAUGCGAUGGGUUGAAGAGGGUAUUGCACCUCAGAAGUUGGUGGCUACAAAAUACCAUGAAGACAAUGUCCUUCGAGGAAUAGCCAGACAGAGACCUAUUGUCCUUACCCUCUGA